Ceratitis capitata (Mediterranean fruit fly) is the source of this 4133-nucleotide messenger RNA. It is a transcript of the gene Mdr65, whose product is annotated as multidrug resistance protein homolog 65. Gene Ontology annotation, molecular function: ATP binding; ATP hydrolysis activity; ABC-type transporter activity. NCBI's taxonomy places the organism in Eukaryota, Metazoa, Arthropoda, Insecta, Diptera, Tephritidae. The transcript has 12 exons. Gene Ontology annotation, biological process: transmembrane transport. Gene Ontology annotation, cellular component: membrane. The coding region runs from base 246 to 4133 and encodes 1295 amino acids. The record is from RefSeq and is a predicted model, not a curated record.
UGCGCUUAUCUACCUGUGGAAAUAAUUAUUUCAGUGUAAUUUAUUCGACGAAUGAAGGAUAUUUGUAAAAAUGAAAAUACGAAAGAAGAAAGUGUUAUCAGAAAAAACAUAAUAUUGCAAAAGGAUAAAAACAAUUAAAAUUGGGAGAGUCUCUUGGCAAGAUAUCAUUAAAGUGAAAUAUUUUGUACAUACUCGUAUAUCCCAUAUGUACAUAUAUAUAGGCUUUGCAGUGACUACGUAGAAAAAUGGCGGGAAAGGAUGAAAAUGAUGCUCAAACAUCCAAUGCUGUGGACGACUUUUCAGAUGAAUUAGAUCAUGACAGCAAGAAAAGCAUUAAAUUUUUCAAACUAUAUCGUUUCUCAACAGGAUUUGAAAAUUUUUUACUUUUUAUUGGUUUUGUAAUGUCCAUUAUAAAAGCCCUUACGCUGCCAGCCGUUGUGAUUGUGUAUAGUGAAUUUACUUCAAUGUUAGUCGAUCGCACAUUGGCCAUUGGCACCAGUUCCAGGACAUUUGCUUUACCAAUUUUCGGUGGCGGUAGAAUGCUUACGAAUGCCACGAACGAGGAAAAUAUGUCAGAGCUGUAUAAUGAUUCUAUAUCAUAUGGGAUUCUCUUGACAAUCACAUCGAUAAUUAUGUUUAUAUCGGGUGUUCUGUCUGUAGAUAUGUUUAAUCUUGUAGCAUUGAGACAAGUAACGCGCAUGCGAAAAGUCUUAUUCGAAACCGUCAUUCGACAAGACAUUGCGUGGCAUGAUAUGGCGACUAAGCAAAAUUUCACUCAACAAAUUAUUGAUGAUGUAGAGAAGGUCAGGGACGGCAUAUCCGAAAAAGUUGCUCACUUUUUGUAUCUCAUAUUCGGCUUUAUCAUAACAAUAUGUAUAUCUUUUGCUUAUGGCUGGAAACUCACAUUGGCGGUUAGUGUUUAUAUACCGAUCGUUAUCCUUCUCAACUACUUCGUAGGAAAGUAUCAAGGUAAACUGACCAAAAGAGAGCAGGAAUCAUAUGCUGGCGCUGGUAAUAUUGUAGAGGAGGUUCUUUCUUCCAUCCGCACUGUAGUUGCAUUCGGCGCUGAGAAAAAGGAAUCAGAACGUUAUGAUAAUUAUUUGGUUCCUGCACGAAAGGCAAGUCAAAGCAAAGGUGCUUUCUCUGGCCUCAGUGACGGUGUCUUGAAGUCUUUGCUAUUUCUUUCCUGUGCUGGCGCUUUUUGGUAUGGUGUUAACUUAAUUCUCGACAAUAGAAAUUUGGAGGAUAAAGAAUAUACUCCUGCAAUUUUAAUGAUAGCAUUUUUUGGACUUAUUGUCGGUGCAGACAAUAUCGCACGGACCGCGCCAUUUUUGGAAUCGUUUGCGACAGCACGCGGUGCAGCUAUUAAUAUUUUCAAAGUUAUCGACACGAAAUCUAAAAUUGAUCCCUUAUCCAGCGAUGGCAAACUACUGAAUUACGGUCUACGGGGCGAGAUUGAAUUUAAGGACGUUUUCUUUCGAUACCCGACACGAGCGGAUGUUAUCGUUCACCGUGGUGUGAAUUUUAAGGUUAAUAACGGCCAAACUGUUGCACUCGUGGGUUCGUCUGGUUGUGGAAAAUCCACAUGUAUUCAAUUGUUGCAACGUUUUUACGAUCCAAUUUUCGGCUCAGUAACUUUAGAUGGCUUGGAUAUACGGAAAUAUAAUAUUCAUUGGUUAAGAUCCAACAUGGCAGUGGUUGGACAGGAACCCGUAUUGUUCCAGGGAACUAUUGCGGAAAAUAUUAGUUAUGGAAAAGCGAGUGCUACGCAACGGGAAAUAGAGGCAUCAGCCAAAGCCGCUGGGGUACAUGACUUUAUUUGUAGUUUGCCUGAGAGUUACCUCACUGUGAUAGGCGAAAAAGGUUCUCAACUUUCCGGUGGUCAAAAACAACGCAUAGCUAUAGCACGAGCUCUAAUACAGGAUCCAAAAAUAUUACUUCUGGAUGAAGCUACUUCGGCUUUGGAUUACCACUCUGAAAAGGAUAUCCAACAGGCUUUAGAUUUAGUGAGCAAGGGUCGUACAACUAUUGUGGUAUCUCAUCGCCUGUCAGCUAUUCGUGGUGCAGAUAAAAUAGUAUUUUUACAUGAAGGCAAAGUGUUCGAAGAGGGUUCACAUGAUGACCUUAUGACUUUAAAGGGAAUGUACUACAAUAUGGUACGUGCUGGCGAUAUCAAUGUUGCGGACGCUACUGAAGAAAAUGUCAUUGAGGAUAAGAAACUUAAUCUCAAUUCAUACGAGAAAUCCUUCGAAACAGAUUUAAUAAAUCUCGAAAAGAAUCACAUCUCAUAUGAGCAGCAGCCAAUCAUGCCUGUGAAAAACAAGGAAAAUAUAUCAGAAGACGAUGCCACCGGUGGGAAUUUCUUUUUGACUUUCAGACGAAUUCUCCAGCUAGCACGCCCGGAAUGGUGUAUGCUAGUAUGUGGUGCUGUUUGCGCUAUAGCUUUUGGCUUUACCUACCCAGCAUUUUCGGUUAUCUUUGGAGAGUUUUACGCUGCGCUGGCACAACCUGAUGCAGAGGUUGCAUUAGAUCGUACUUCGAUUCUAUCAAUAUUUUGCCUAAUUUUGGGCGCUUUAACUGGAGUUGGGUGUUUUCUACAAACAUACUUAUUCCAUUAUGCGGGCGUGUGGUUAACGACACGCAUGCGUUCAAUGGCUUUCAUGGCCAUAAUGCGCCAGGAAGCGGCUUGGUUCGACGAGGAGAGCAACUCCGUGGGUUCGUUAUCAGCUAGAUUGACUGGAGAUGCGUCUGGUGUGCAGGGAGCUAUUGGUUAUCCAUUAAGUGGAUUAUUGCAGGCAUUUUCUAAUUUUAUUAUUGCGUUCACAUUGUCGCUUUACUAUUGCUGGAAUUUGGCUUUGGUGUGUGUUUGUGCUUGUCCUGUUAUCGUUGGAUCCAUUAUUUUUGAAUCAAAAUUCAUGAGCGCUUCCUUGGUAUAUGAAAAGGCAGCAUUGGAAGAAGCAUCUCGCAUCGCGACAGAAGCCAUCACAAAUAUUCGCACAAUAGCAGGCUUACGUCGGGAAGCUCAGAUAAUCGAACGAUAUAAUUUGGAAAUUGACAAAGUUAAGGCUAUGAUUCAACAGAAAUUGAAAUAUCGUGGAUUAAUUAAUGCAUCCGGGCAAGCUUUUAUAUUUUUUGCCUAUGCAGUGGCACUGUGCUACGGCGGUGUACUUGUGUCUGAGGGAAAGGUUCCUUUUCAGGAUAUUAUCAAAGUAUCGGAAACACUUUUAUAUGGUUCCAUGAUGUUGGCCCAAUCGUUAGCUUUUGCACCAGCAUUUACUGCAGCAUUAGUGGCAGCACAUCGACUUUUCCAAAUCUUAGAUCGGACACCAAAAAUUUUGUCUCCACAUGGCCGAGAAAACAGAAGCAUAGACAGAGCACCAGCUGUGUUUGAAGGUGUUCGGUUUUCAAAUAUAGAAUUUAAAUAUCCAACACGUUUGGAUGUGAAAAUUUUGAAUGGACUAAAUUUGGAAGUACCCAAAGGAAAAACUGUGGCCUUGGUUGGACGUUCAGGAUGUGGAAAGUCCACUUGUAUUCAACUGUUAAUGCGCUUAUAUGAUCCAGAUAGCGGUACCAUUAAACUGAAUGAAGAUGAUAUCCACAAAGACGUAUCUAUUGAAAGCUUAAGAAGAAAACUAGGACUUGUUUCGCAGGAGCCAUCUCUUUUUGAACGCACAAUUGCUGAAAACAUAGCCUAUGGUGAUAACUCGCGCAAAGUGACAAUGGAUGAAAUAAUAGGAGCAGCAAAAUGUGCAAAUGCACACUCUUUCAUUAUGUCGUUGCCAAAUGGGUAUGAUACACGUUUGGGUGCACGUGGAACUCAACUAUCCGGUGGUCAAAAGCAGCGUAUUGCCAUCGCACGAGCUUUGAUUCGGAAUCCUAAAAUCCUGUUACUGGAUGAGGCAACUUCGGCUUUAGAUUUACAAAGUGAACAGCUGGUACAACAGGCUCUAGAUGUAGCUUGCACUGGUAGGACUUGUGUAGUCAUAGCACAUCGCCUGUCCACAGUGCAAAAUGCUGAUGUAAUCUGUGUUUUGAAAAAUGGAAAAAUAGUAGAAAUUGGUAAUCAUCAACAACUGAUUGCACUCAAUGGAAUUUACGCCAAACUUCACAAAAUGCAGAGCCACGAGAAAUAA